AUGCUAACGGAAAUUAUGAGUGCCUGUUCUCCGGUGACUACAAGGUUGCCGCUUCGGCUUGGCAUUCUAGCAGAAGCCAUGGCUUUGCCAUUCAUCCGCGAGCUUCCAGAGCAUGUGUCAAGGAAAGUCAGGUCUUCGGUUGUCGUCCCUUCACUAUCGCAGCUUACGGAAGAGCUAGUUUGCAACAGCCUCGAUGCAGGUGCCAGAGAGGUUUCUGUGACGGUCGACUCAUCAGCGGUGACGAUAAGAGUGGAUGACGAUGGUACUGCUGGUCCUACAACACUGGGAUUUCGAGGAGAAGCACUCUUCUCAAUCAUGGGCCUCUCCCUGGUCGAGAUUGUGACUCGUCCUAAGGGGUCGGCUAGCACUUACUGCAAGAUUUGUAAGGGUGGAAGAACGCUCUCUGUUGGAAUGACGAAGAAGCUGAGAACAACUGGCACGACAGUUAUUGUUCAAGACAUAUUUUUCAACCAACCAGUCAGGCGACAGCUAGUGGAGAAGAACUUAUCAAAGGAGAUUCAGAGCAUCAGGGACAGAGUUGGUCAUUUGGCAUUCAUGUAUCCACAAGUUUCAUUCAUGGUGUCGGAUGUUGCUAGGAGCAAGACUCUGCUAUCCUUGUCUGGUGGAAGAUCGGUGGGUUCCGGCAUAAAAGAUGUGUUUGGAGCUACCAUUUUUGAGUCAAUGAAAGAGAUUGACUAUCAGAAGGGUGACUUGAGACUGUCUGGCUUCAUCUCACGGCUGGUGCAACAUGAGUCCUCAAGAGAUGUACAAUACUUAUACAUAAACAAGCGGCUGGUGAAGCACACUCGAUUUCACAAAUUGAUGAACUCCAUCUUCUCCACAUCGCUCAGCUUGCACUCAGAAGCUGAAGGGGGCGCGGAAUUAACUACUUUUCAGGAAUUGAUGUUUGUUGUUAACCUGUCAUGCCCACGGUCCUCAUAUGACAUUACGUUUGAGCCUACAAAGACAUAUGUGGAGUUUAAGAACUGGAAGUCUGUUUUGGAGUUUCUCCAAGAAGUCUUGCGUGCCGUGUGGCCUUCCAGCAAAUCACCUUUGCCUGAAUCAGGACCGAUGAUGCAACCCAGGAAGAAGAAAAGUCAGAAGUCAUGGCAGAAAAUUGAUCCCAGUUACCGGCCAAGCCAUCCUAUUACAUUAUCCAGCAAAUUAAGCAAGCACACACAUCCUACCAGCCACCUGCUUCUGCUUGAAGAGUCAGGCGAAACCUCACCCGAAGAUUGUCCCGGCUCAACAUACAAAGUUGAUCGGUUUGAUUCCCCCGUGAAUUUGUGUUCCAGGGCUUUGCAAGCCAAAAGAACAAAGAAAGAGAGCAGACGUGAAGACAAUACUGACCAAGCUAGGGCGUCCGCUUUGCAACUGGAUCUCAACAACUCAAGCGAGUGCAUUCCUCAACCCUUCUCUCAUCACGAUUCUUAUCCAGAGCUCUCCCCAUUUGCAUCGGCAAGAGACUCGUGCCUUCCGCCUACAGUAGCGAUAGGGAGUAGGCCCACGGAAGAUUAUUCCACGGACUUGCCUGCAUCCAGUCAGCCCGAUUGGACCCUGGAUCUACAGCUGCAGCCGGAUGGGAUGGACCUAGAGACCUCACGGUGCCUCUUUGGAAGAACAGGCCACAACGAUCAGCAGCCUCUGGAGCCCAUGCCCAAGCGAAGAAAACAAGCAUCACCGGAAGAGAAUCGUCAUUCUGAAGGUUAUGGGCCUUCACACUGGUCGUCGAUUAUUCAUCCAGAAGUGGUUCCGGAUGACUUGAUGCUGGCUGGUAUGGAGCACCUUCAGGACAUUCAGCUGCAGAUACCGAUGAAUGAGUACAGGACCAGCAAAUCAGCCUCCUCGAAGAUUGCGCCUGAUUUUCCUGCUGUUGGCUCACUUGAGUUUCAACAAGCAGUCGAGUUCAUUGAUCCGCUUAUUGAAACCCAAAUGGACCCAUCAAGCAAUCUGGAGCAAAGUAACAAGCAGAAGGCAUGGGGUCUGGUUGCCUGUGGAGAGGAAACAGGCAGCAAGCAGAAGCAUGCAUGUGCACUGCCUAUGGCUGAAAAGACUGCUGGACCAGUCGAAUGCAGAGAAGAAUCCGAUCCAGCACCAACGCAUAUGGCUAUUGUAGAAACUCAUUACGCUGAUGAAGUAGCAGGCUGCUGCUGCUCAUCCAAGUGGAGAGAUGGCCAUGCGCCUGCAUGCACUGAUAAGAACCAUCUGGGCUCGACAAAGUCUGUGAAGGAAAUGUACCAGCAUUGGUCCAAGACCAACCUUGCCGAGAAGGAAGAGGUGGAGCCAGAAAUUCUUGACCUACAGACAUUGGCUUCCAGGUCCAUGCAGUUUGAUAAUCACAGAAGGCAGCGUCGCCCCCUUAUCCCAACCUCUGUUUCCAAAGAGACUCUGCUUCAAGCAAAGUGCUUGAAGCAGGUGGAUGGGAAGUUCCUGAUUGCCACUUCUGGCUCAACCGUGGUCGCCAUUGAUCAGCAUGCGGCAGAUGAAAGGGUUUGUCUUGAGGAGCUCCGUAAGGAGGUUUUGGAGAAUCAGUCAGCCGUGGUGCCACUGCUCCUUGAUACUCCCUCUGACUUGCCAAUCACAGCAGGGCAAGAAGGGUGCGUGAGGUCAUAUCAAAUGCAAAUAGAACGAUGGGGAUGGCGUUUUAAGCUCUCUACAACUGGCGACGCAGAAAACUCUUUCAGACAUCGUUCAACUCAAAUGGGAGCUGAUGCUAUGGCCAUGCUUAGCCAAUCAAGACGUCCAGGAAAAUCUCAGUGCACUCCAUCUCGGCUUAUUGUACUCGCGGUUCCACACUUGCUGGGCACCUCUCUAUGUGCUGAAGACAUUCUCGACUACUUGCUGCAGCUUCAAGAAACUGGUGGCCUUGCAUCUACACCACCACGGGCAGUUGUGCAAUUGCUGGCAUCAAAAGCUUGUAGAGGUGCCAUCAUGUUUGGAGACAUGCUGAAGCCAUCUGAGAGCUCCCAGCUCAUUGAGUGUUUGAAGCACACACAGCUGCCCUUCCAGUGUGCACAUGGGAGGCCAACCAUGGUUCCGCUUGUGGACCUUGACGAGCUGAAGAGAUUGGUUGAAGGGAUCAAGUUGCAGGGCAUCUAG
Closterium sp. Yama58-4 is the source of this 3099-nucleotide messenger RNA. The record is from the annotation of a GenBank genome assembly. Lineage: Eukaryota; Viridiplantae; Streptophyta; Zygnematophyceae; Desmidiales; Closteriaceae.